GAGUUCGAGUCGCCUGGCGUCAUUGGGCACCCGAAUCUCACGGCUCAGCUGGCGGCAGCCAUUUCCUCAGGAGUCGUUUGGUCGUUGCGUGAGCUGCAGUUCCAGGCGUUUUAUUUACACCGCGCCCUGUAAACAGGUUGCCGGGUUAGGCCUGGCAUCUCCAGGCUGAUGUGCGGCCCCAGCCGGGAGGAGCAUGUUCCCUAACUCCCCCAGCCUGGGCCGCACACCGCUACCGCUGCCUCCAGGUCACCCGCAGCACCAGGCCGGGAACCUGUAUGGCAAGCUGCCCAUAAACCUUGCACCGGAAUUGCUGAACCCGGAGCAGCUGCUGCACGCGCACAUCAACUUCCAGAAAAAUGCCAAUCUUUCCAGAAUGCUGAUGAGUGGCAAUGUCUUGCCUCUGCCCCCGAUGCCAUCGCAGCCAUCAUGGCCCUAUGGGAACCGCGGUCCUUUGGCCAGCCCCGGCUCUUCGUCUUCCACGUUCCAGAACCGGAAGCGAAGAAGCGACGAGGGAAAUGUUCCUUACGAUGUCAAAAGGCAACGUUUUCAUUCGCCCCAGCAAUCUUCGCCCGCAGUUCACCAGUCCGUGCCUUUAAGAGAUGACCUCAGAUAUUCAUUUCCGGGUUCAGUUCCGUUGCCGCUGCUGCAAUCCCCUCCCCCCGACAUUAAUGGGAGCGUCGUACAUUCAGGAGACUCUUGGUUGUUUGACCAUAUGGAAGCUGCUUUGCCUGUUGCUAAAGACAAGCUGAGCCAGCAGAUUUUGGAGUUGUUUCAAGCGUGUCAACAGCAGAUCAUCGACUUGAAAAAGAAAGAUGUCUGCCGAGCAGAGCUCCAGAGGGAAAUUCAGCAGAUAUUUCCCCAGAGCAGGCUUUACCUGGUUGGUUCGUCACUUAAUGGAUUUGGCACAAGGAGCAGUGAUGCAGAUUUGUGUUUGGUUAUGAAAGAAGAGCCUAUCAAUCAGAAAACUGAAGCAAGACAUAUACUCAGCUUACUCCAAAAACAUUUCUACACUAGACUUUCUUAUAUCGAGAGACCUCAGCUAAUUAGAGCUAAAGUGCCAAUAGUGAAGUUCAGGGAUAAAGUGAGUGGUGUGGAGUUUGACUUGAAUGUAAACAAUGUUGUAGGGAUCAGAAACACGUUCCUCCUCAGAACCUAUGCACACAUGGAGAACCGCGUUCGCCCUAUGGUUCUGGUUGUCAAGAAGUGGGCAGGUCAUCAUGGAAUAAAUGAUGCCAGUCGCGGCACUCUCAGCAGCUACAGUCUUGUUUUAAUGGUUUUGCACUAUUUACAAACCCUACCUGAACCCAUUCUUCCAUGUCUUCAGAAAAAAUACCCGGAAUAUUUUAAUCCUACUAUGCAGUUGCACCUUGUUCAUCAAGCACCUCGCAAUGUUCCUCAGUACAUCUCCAAAAAUGGGGCUUGCCUCGGGGACCUUCUUGUGGGUUUUCUCAGAUAUUUUGCUAUAGAAUUUGAAUGGAGCAAAAAGAUGAUCUCUGUACGUGAAGCCAAAGCCCUUCCGCGAACAGAUGGUAUUGAAUGGCGGAACAAGUACAUCUGUGUGGAAGAACCAUUCGAUAGAACAAACACUGCUAGAGCUGUCCAUGAGAAACAAAAGUUUGACUUGAUCCAGGAAGAAUUUCUGAAGGCUUGGGUGAGAUUGAGAGACAACCGAGAUUUAAACAGCGUGCUGCCGGUGCGAGGUAUUAUUGGGAAGCAGAAGCGAUAAGAAUCUUCUAACGUCAUGAGCCUUGGAAAGAAGGACUUUUACAUUGCAAUACGCUUAAAGCGCAACACUUGAUUGGAUUUUUUUUUUUAACCCCACACGCCAGCUGUAAAAACUUUUAGUAAGUAAAGGUUUUUGUGUACAGUCAUUUCCCUUUUAAUGUUUGUCGUUAAAGUCCAGUAUAUGUUGACGUUCGGAAACACAAGGACUUGUGUAAAUGGUGGAUGGUGGAUUUUAUGUCUUUUUUGGGGAAAUCUAUGUACUGAUGAAGUGCACUAUUACUGAUCAAAUAUAUUCCCCUUUAGUCUCUGUGGUAAAUGCUGUAACUUGUAUCCA
This is a messenger RNA of Spea bombifrons (plains spadefoot toad), 2059 nucleotides long. It is a transcript of the gene TENT2, whose product is annotated as terminal nucleotidyltransferase 2. Gene Ontology annotation, molecular function: poly(A) RNA polymerase activity. Bases 194 to 1726 code for a protein of 510 amino acids. The transcript has 14 exons. The record is from RefSeq and is a predicted model, not a curated record. Gene Ontology annotation, cellular component: cytosol. Lineage: Eukaryota; Metazoa; Chordata; Amphibia; Anura; Pelobatidae.